Molecule: messenger RNA, 1557 nt
Organism: Canis lupus familiaris (dog)
Lineage: Eukaryota; Metazoa; Chordata; Mammalia; Carnivora; Canidae
Gene: TMEM276
Product: cysteine and histidine-rich protein 1-like
Exons: 2
Coding region: 674-1252 (192 amino acids)
Source: RefSeq, a predicted model, not a curated record
CCCUCCGCUAGCCACGAAGCCCUCGGAACCCCGCGGGUGCCUUACCCGGAUCGGAGGGCCGAGCUCCCUCCUCCGGGUGGGCCCUCCGCCCUCGCAACCUCGUCCGGCUCUCCUCGGACUCCCCCUUCGCCCAGGCCCCGCCCCCCGCCGCCACUCUAGCCUCCGCUCCUCUCGUUGGUUCGCGCCCGGCCCGCGCUGGGCUGGAGCCGGGGCCCCGGCGGACGGUGGGGCGGCCGACUCCGGCCUACUGUUCGCCGCCGCGUCGGGGCGCUCAGCUAAGCCGCCGUUGAGGGCCUGCACCGUAGCUGCUCCCAGGCCCGGUUCCGAAGACGGCGCCUCCCCGAGCGCAGGAACCAGGCCGAGUGGGCCUGCGCAUGACUCUCCCCGAGGCCCGGAACCCCCACUUGGACUCCAGGGCUCCAGAACUCACGGCCUCCCAGGUCUGACUCUCUUUCCCCCUUCUUUUCUCAGCCUAACUAGGUUCUUCUUCCCCACAGUUGUGUCCGGUGCCUCAGGGCCCCAGAAAGUUUCGGAUGAGCCUAUCCCAACACUUAGAGAUGGGGCUCUGGAACCUGGGAGUCCUGGAGAAUCGCCCUUAGGGCUCCUGGUCGAGGGCUCCUUCCUUAAGUUCUGAGUCCCCUUCCUGUUUCACAUUCACUACCCCCGAGGUACCAUGGCCUCCAAGCCUUGGAAUGAGUGGAGUACCACCCUGUCCCACCUGACACUGGGAGUGGUGUCUCUGCAUGCAGCCGUGAGCACUGCCCAGGCAAGUCGAGGGGCGGCUGCUGGCUUCCUGCUCCAGGCCUUGGCCUCUGCCACCUUGCUGGCCCCAGGGCUGGGCACAGAUGAAGACUCUCUUGCUGGAGCCUGGGUGGCCACUGUCAUCGGCCUGCCCCUUCUGGCCUUUGAUUUCCAUUGGGUGAAUGGGGACCGCUCCUCUGCCAACCUGCUCCUGGGAGGAGGGAUGGUGCUGGCUGUGGCCGGUGACCACCUUGGUGCUGAGGGUCGCUCUGUGGCUGGCCAGGCAGUGGUGCUGGUGGUUGCAGUGACUAUCCUCAUCGUGGCUGUUUUCACAACCAACACUUAUGGAAUGUGGGGGGGUGCGAUGUUGGGUGCUGCAGGCCUCCUGAGCCGGCUGGAGGAAGACAGACUGCUGCUGCUGCCAAAAGAGGACAUCUGUCGCUGGGCCCUUGCUGCAGGCAGUUGGGCCUACCACCGAGCCCUGCACACACAGCGCCUGCAGUGGGAGUGAUGCUUAGAGACAGCAUGGUGGGGCUUCCGUCCUGGCUACCGCUUCCCUCUCCCACAGGCCUGCUCCCUUAAGGAUGGACUCUCGGGUCUCCCAAAAAGAGCUUGCUGCAGGGUGAUGGAUGCCUUGGUUAGGAGGCUGAGUCCAGGCACCACCGUCCCUCCUCUGCCUGAGUGUGGGAACUCGCCUAGACCAGAAUGAAGGGGAUGGGGCCCCAGGCACAUUUUGGGGCCUGCUGCUGGGCAGGCCAUGGUUGUGGAUCCAGAGAGAGGCUUGGUCUCCAAUAAACCUUAGGGAAACAGCAGGAA